CAUAACAAUCGGCGACUGAAUACUUUCGGAGCUUUUUGGAAAAAGAAUCAUUUCCAAAGAUGCGUUUCCCAAUAAUGAUUUGUAGAUAUAAUAUUAAAGUAUUACCAAAUAUAUCACGCAUAUAUUUGGGAGAUGACAAUUCGUACUUCAAGCAAUAUCUGACAUAUCGAGGUCACAGAAAACUAACAGAAUUAACAGCUGUCAAAUUCAUUCAUGGAGAUGCAAUCGUUAGAAGACCUAGGAACAAAGACGCUAAAAAUAAUGGUUUAUGUGUUAUCUGGAAAAGAGGUGGACUGUUCUACAAUACAAAUGGUCAUUGUUUGUCUACUGAAUGUAGUAGGAAUUUCAGUUCCAACGCAUUGCCAUCGAAUAAUAGUAAAAAAAGCACUAAAGAAAACAUCUACACUAUUCCAAAUGCAAUAACUGUGACCCGCAUGGCAGUCACGCCGGUAAUAGGUUACCUGAUAAUUCAGCAGAGUUUCUCCUGGGCCCUUGGAAUAUUUAUUGUGGCUGCAAUUUCUGACUCACUAGAUGGCUACAUUGCUAGAAAUUUCAAGAACCAGUCAUCAACAUUGGGGUCAGCAUUAGAUCCUCUGGCAGAUAAGAUUCUAGUCAACACAAUCACCAUAAGUCUGACAGUUGCUAAUCUGCUGCCUUUACCACUUGCAGUAUUAAUCAUAUCAAGAGAUGUCUUGCUCAUAUUAGCUGGACUUGUCAUCAGAUAUACCACAUUACAAAAACCAAGAACCCUGAAAGAUUAUCUGGAUCUAUCCAAUGUAACUGCAAAACUUGAGCCAUCUACUUUGAGCAAGAGAAACACAUUCUUCCAGCUGAGUCUGCUGUCCCUGACUAUGGCUUCACCAGUCUUCGAUUUUAUUGACCACCCAGUUAUCCAAGCUCUCUGGUACCUGACAGCCAUUACAACUGUGGGGACAGGUGUGGACUAUGCCAUAAAUAGAAACAAGUAUAUCAAGUUUCCCAAACAACCACCAGCAAAAUGACCAGAGGGAUUUUUAUGAUGGCCGUUUUUCUCAAUAAAAAUGGAUUGGAGCAUUAAUUACAUUCACCUUUUGUUUGCGUGCCUUACAGGGCAGAAAUAAUGGUACAUGUAGGAUCACUGAAUCUCGGUCCUGCGAAAGGAGAUAUCAAAUUCUGAAUUAUCAAAAUGAAAUGUUGUGCUGUGCACAAACCCUAAGGUCAAAUUCAAGAGCAAAUCAUAUACAUGCAUAUGAACAAGAUAUUGUGUUUGUAUUGAAAUUGUGUAAGGUUCAGGGAUUUGAAAAAAAACAUCAGACAACUGUAAAUACAUCAUGAUAACAUGUUUUACGCAAGACGGUGGUUUCUUAUUUAAAGGUCAAGGUCAACACACAAGAAUAAAGGUCAACAAACAUGAUUAAAUAUCAUGUUAAAACAAAAACUUUGUCCAUCAAGUGAGAAAUUUGAUGUUUAUUGGAACGUUUUUUUUUAAUCUAUGAUGAAAUUAUAUAAUUAUUUUCUUGACAUGAUUUUGUUUUGUAUAGUAUAUUGGUAAUAAAAUAAAAUAAAAACACA
Molecule: messenger RNA, 1551 nt
Organism: Mya arenaria
Lineage: Eukaryota; Metazoa; Mollusca; Bivalvia; Myida; Myidae
Product: cardiolipin synthase (CMP-forming)-like
Exons: 7
Coding region: 60-1001 (313 amino acids)
Biological process (GO): cardiolipin biosynthetic process
Cellular component (GO): membrane; mitochondrion
Molecular function (GO): cardiolipin synthase activity
Source: RefSeq, a predicted model, not a curated record